Messenger RNA from Symphalangus syndactylus (siamang), 4585 nucleotides. RefSeq names its product nucleoporin 155 (gene NUP155). NCBI's taxonomy places the organism in Eukaryota, Metazoa, Chordata, Mammalia, Primates, Hylobatidae. The record is from RefSeq and is a predicted model, not a curated record. Gene Ontology annotation, cellular component: nuclear pore; nuclear pore inner ring. Gene Ontology annotation, molecular function: structural constituent of nuclear pore. Gene Ontology annotation, biological process: transcription-dependent tethering of RNA polymerase II gene DNA at nuclear periphery; protein import into nucleus; protein localization to nuclear inner membrane.
AACCAGACCAGCUCCUAGGCCAGACACACGCCCUAGCUCCCACCUACCGUAUCCCUCCUCCCUCCCCACCCCACCCGCCCCUCUCCUUCCCAGUUCCCUCCCCUUUAUCCUUCCCUUCCCUUCCUCCCUUCCCUAAAUAACCUACCCUAAUUUUACCCUUCCACACCCCAAAACCCUCAACUCCCUCGAAAGCAUCAGCAGCCUCCUGGCUCCACCCGCCAACCUCUAGCCCCCUCCCAACAACUUCCUCUUCCCAGGUCAGAACGGCGUCUUCCGGUUCCCCCACCGGAUGAAGCGGAAGUGCGUCAUGUCGAGGCGCCAAGGCGCUCGUUUGGCGCGCGCGCGCCCUAAGCGGCGGAUCUAAGCUAACUUUUUGGAUCUUUUCUUGUUUCUCGUUGGCUUUUGACUUUUUCUGGACCCUGGUGUCUACGAUUUCCGAGAUGCCGUCUUCUUUGUUGGGCGCGGCGAUGCCGGCCUCUACAUCUGCCGCAGCCCUGCAGGAAGCUCUGGAAAAUGCUGGACGGCUCAUCGACCGUCAGUUGCAAGAGGACCGCAUGUACCCGGACCUUUCCGAGCUGCUUAUGGUGUCUGCCCCAAAUAAUCCCACCGUUUCUGGCAUGUCAGAUAUGGAUUAUCCUUUACAAGGACCUGGUUUGCUGUCGGUACCCAACCUUCCAGAGAUCAGUUCCAUCCGAAGAGUUCCUCUCCCACCUGAACUUGUUGAGCAGUUUGGACAUAUGCAGUGUAACUGCAUGAUGGGUGUGUUCCCUCCUAUCAGCAGAGCUUGGCUCACAAUUGACAGUGAUAUAUUCAUGUGGAACUAUGAGGAUGGAGGUGACCUUGCCUAUUUUGAUGGACUUAGUGAGACUAUUCUUGCUGUGGGGCUUGUGAAACCAAAAGCAGGCAUCUUUCAACCUCAUGUGCGACACCUCCUGGUUUUGGCGACCCCUGUAGACAUCGUAAUUCUUGGACUCAGCUAUGCUAAUUUGCAAACAGGUUCUGGAGUUCUUAAUGAUAGUAUGUCUGGUGGAAUGCAGUUGCUUCCAGAUCCUUUAUAUUCUCUUCCUACUGAUAAUACUUACCUUUUAACAAUAACUUCCACUGAUAAUGGCAGAAUUUUCUUGGCUGGAAAGGAUGGCUGUUUAUAUGAAGUAGCCUACCAGGCUGAAGCAGGGUGGUUUAGCCAAAGAUGCAGGAAAAUAAACCACUCAAAGAGCUCACUUUCUUUCCUUGUUCCUUCCUUGCUACAAUUCACAUUCUCAGAAGAUGAUCCUAUUCUUCAAAUUGCAAUUGAUAAUUCUAGAAAUAUUUUAUAUACACGAUCUGAGAAAGGAGUAAUACAGGUGUAUGAUUUGGGACAAGACGGACAAGGAAUGAGCAGAGUUGCCUCUGUGUCACAGAAUGCCAUUGUCUCUGCUGCUGGUAACAUUGCUAGGACCAUCGAUCGUUCUGUUUUUAAACCAGUUGUCCAGAUAGCAGUGAUUGAAAAUUCUGAAUCACUGGAUUGUCAGUUAUUGGCUGUCACACAUGCAGGUGUUAGGUUAUAUUUCAGCACUUGUCCAUUCAGACAGCCAUUAGCACGGCCUAAUACACUGACGCUGGUUCAUGUCCGCUUACCUCCUGGAUUCUCAGCAUCUUCAACCGUAGAAAAGCCUUCAAAAGUACAUAGAGCUCUUUAUAGUAAAGGUAUUCUAUUGAUGGCAGCCUCAGAAAAUGAGGAUAAUGAUAUUUUAUGGUGUGUCAACCAUGAUACUUUUCCUUUCCAAAAGCCAAUGAUGGAAACCCAGACGACAACCCGUGUUGAUGGUCAUUCCUGGGCUCUUUCUGCGAUAGAUGAAUUGAAAGUAGAUAAAAUAAUUACACCUUUAAACAAGGAUCAUAUUCCAAUAACUGAUUCACCAGUUGUUGUACAGCAGCACAUGUUACCUCCAAAGAAAUUUGUUCUCCUCUCAGCACAGGGGAGCCUUAUGUUUCAUAAACUUAGACCUGUAGAUCAACUGAGGCAUCUACUUGUGAGUAAUGUGGGUGGAGAUGGAGAAGAGAUUGAAAGAUUCUUUAAAUUACAUCAGGAAGACCAGGCUUGUGCAACUUGCCUUAUUCUUGCUUGCUCCACUGCUGCCUGUGAUAGAGAAGUAUCUGCCUGGGCCACUCGGGCUUUCUUUAGGUAUGGUGGUGAAGCACAGAUGAGAUUUCCAACCACUCUUCCGCCUCCAAGUAAUGUUGGUCCCAUCUUGGGGUCUCCUGUCUAUUCUAGUUCUCCUGUUCCUAGUGGUAGUCCCUAUCCAAAUCCAUCCUUUUUGGGAACACCAUCUCACGGUAUACAGCCUCCUGCCAUGUCAACUCCAGUGUGUGCUCUGGGAAACCCAGCAACUCAGGCCACAAAUAUGAGUUGUGUGACUGGACCAGAGAUUGUGUACUCUGGAAAACACAAUGGUAUUUGCAUUUACUUUUCUCGGAUCAUGGGAAACAUUUGGGACGCAAGCUUAGUUGUGGAGAGAAUAUUCAAGAGUGGCAACAGAGAGAUCACUGCAAUUGAAAGUAGUGUUCCCUGCCAACUGCUAGAGUCAGUGCUACAAGAACUAAAGGGUUUGCAGGAAUUUCUAGACAGAAACUCCCAGUUUGCAGGAGGACCAUUAGGAAAUCCAAAUACUACUGCUAAAGUGCAGCAGAGGCUGAUAGGAUUCAUGCGUCCUGAAAACGGAAAUCCCCAGCAAAUGCAACAGGAGCUGCAGAGGAAGUUUCAUGAGGCUCAACUAAGUGAAAAGAUUUCACUUCAGGCAAUUCAGCAGUUGGUUCGAAAAUCAUAUCAGGCUCUGGCUUUAUGGAAACUUCUUUGUGAACAUCAAUUCACUGUCAUUGUGGCAGAACUUCAGAAAGCAAAUGAGCUUCUCCAGCGUUCCCGACAAGUUCAAAACAAGACUGAAAAAGAAAGAAUGUUAAGGGAAUCAUUAAAGGAAUAUCAAAAAAUUAGCAAUCAAGUGGACCUUUCCAGUGUUUGUGUUCAGUAUAGACAAGUGAGAUUUUAUGAGGGUGUGGUGGAACUUUCUCUUACGGCUGCAGAGAAAAAAGAUCCUCAAGGUCUUGGGCUUCAUUUCUAUAAACAUGGAGAACCAGAAGAAGACAUAGUUGGACUUCAGGCCUUCCAAGAAAGAUUAAACAGUUACAAAUGCAUUACUGACACACUUCAAGAACUGGUAAAUCAAAGUAAGGCCGCUCCUCAGUCUCCCAGUGUACCCAAGAAACCUGGUCCUCCAGUGUUGUCAUCUGAUCCAAAUAUGCUGAGUAAUGAAGAAGCAGGACAUCAUUUUGAACAAAUGCUUAAAUUGUCACAGCGAUCCAAGGAUGAGCUCUUUAGUAUUGCCCUUUAUAAUUGGCUAAUACAAGCUGACCUUGCAGAUAAGCUGCUACAGGUCGCUUCUCCAUUUCUGGAGCCACAUCUAGUCCGAAUGGCCAAAGUUGAUCAAAACAGAGUUCGUUAUAUGGAUUUACUCUGGCGGUAUUACGAGAAGAACAGAAGUUUCAGUAAUGCUGCUCGUGUACUGUCCAGACUGGCUGACAUGCAUAGCACAGAAAUUUCACUUCAGCAGCGACUAGAGUACAUUGCUCGAGCCAUUCUUAGUGCCAAAAGUUCAACUGCCAUUUCAUCAAUAGCUGCCGAUGGUGAAUUCCUUCAUGAAUUAGAAGAAAAAAUGGAGGUUGCUAGGAUCCAACUUCAGAUACAGGAGACACUACAAAGGCAGUAUUCCCAUCAUUCUUCUGUACAGGAUGCAGUUUCUCAGCUGGAUUCUGAGCUGAUGGACAUAACUAAGCUUUAUGGGGAAUUUGCUGACCCAUUUAAACUUGCAGAGUGUAAACUUGCAAUAAUUCAUUGUGCCGGUUAUUCAGACCCUAUAUUGGUGCAGACACUUUGGCAAGAUAUCAUAGAGAAAGAAUUGAGUGACAGUGUGACAUUGAGCUCCUCAGAUAGAAUGCAUGCUCUUAGCCUCAAGAUUGUUCUCCUUGGCAAAAUUUAUGCUGGCACACCACGCUUCUUUCCUUUAGAUUUUAUUGUACAGUUUUUAGAACAGCAGGUUUGUACUUUGAACUGGGAUGUGGGCUUCGUAAUACAGACAAUGAAUGAAAUUGGAGUACCAUUACCUAGACUACUAGAAGUUUAUGAUCAGUUGUUCAAAUCACGGGAUCCAUUCUGGAACAGAAUGAAGAAGCCACUGCACCUUUUGGAUUGUAUACAUGUAUUACUGACAAGAUAUGUUGAGAAUCCCAGCCAAGUUUUAAAUUGUGAAAGGAGAAGAUUUACAAAUCUCUGCCUGGAUGCUGUUUGUGGUUACCUUGUUGAGCUCCAGUCUAUGAGCUCGUCAGUAGCAGUACAAGCCAUCACUGGGAAUUUUAAAUCUCUUCAAGCUAAAUUAGAACGGCUUCAUUAAUUACUGUGAUACACUUUCAUCCAUUUUAUGAUCUGUAAAAUAAAAACUCAGCUGGGUCCAGAUAUCAGGUGUUCUAAAUCUAAGAAUGUAAGAACAAUCUUAAUAGAAAUAUGUUUUUAAUAAGUGGCUAAUAUCUACAAAUAAUACCUUUGCUAAAUGAA